AUGUGCUACACAUUCACGCUGAAGAAAACACAUGUGAAUGAUCGCAGGCUUCCGUCCGCAUCUACCAUCGAGGGACUAGAAUGUAUCGACGUUGGAAAAUCAGGCAAUGUGUACGCCCUGGAUGCGCGCCGAGUGGUGAAGAGAUAUGAGGGCGACAUUGACGCCGAGAUUCGUGCCGAGCGAGAAGUUUACGAACGCCUAGGCCGACAUCCCAACAUUGCGGAAUUUCUAGGCGCUCUGGAUGAUGGAUCAAUCAUCCUCGAGCGCGGACAAGUACUUCGAGAUCGACUACUCGCUGAACAGCAGCAAACGAGUGCUCGCUCCAUGAUUCCUCUGCGCACAAAAUAUCGCUGGGUCAAACAGGCGGCUACGGGGUUACAACACCUCCAUGACCACAACAUCAUCCAGGCCGAUGUGGGAUGUCGAAACAUGAUCAUCGCCCACCGUGACGGCAAUUUAAAACUCAUCGACUUUGAAGGCUGCAGCAUUGAUGGCAAAGGGCCGAAUUCCUCGUACGAGUGGUUUAGCUACAAGCCAUCCACGCCCCGCGCCACGGUGCAGACCGACAUCUUUGCUCUGGGCUGUGCAAUCUACGAAAUCGUGACUGGCAGCCACCCACAUUGUGAGUUAAAGGGAUUCAAAGACGCCCAAGAGCGCGUCGAGCGUCUGUACGAAAGCAAUCAAUUUCCCCAGGUGGCCCAUCUGCCCAUGGGUGCCAUCAUGCUGGAUUGUUGGCAGGGGAAAUUCAAGUCGAUGCGUGAAAUUGUCGAGAGCAUCGAACUCCUCAGCCACGGCCAGUCUACCACCAAGUCACGGUACGUCAAAAGCUGGUGGAGAAUGAUGGCUGUGCAAUGA
Exophiala dermatitidis NIH/UT8656 is the source of this 855-nucleotide messenger RNA. RefSeq lists its product as uncharacterized. NCBI's taxonomy places the organism in Eukaryota, Fungi, Ascomycota, Eurotiomycetes, Chaetothyriales, Herpotrichiellaceae. The transcript has a single exon. The coding region runs from base 1 to 855 and encodes 284 amino acids. Gene Ontology annotation, molecular function: ATP binding; protein kinase activity. The record is from RefSeq and is a predicted model, not a curated record. Gene Ontology annotation, biological process: protein phosphorylation.